This is a messenger RNA of Culicoides brevitarsis, 714 nucleotides long. RefSeq lists its product as uncharacterized. Gene Ontology annotation, molecular function: chitin binding. The transcript has 2 exons. The record is from RefSeq and is a predicted model, not a curated record. NCBI's taxonomy places the organism in Eukaryota, Metazoa, Arthropoda, Insecta, Diptera, Ceratopogonidae. Gene Ontology annotation, cellular component: extracellular region. Bases 1 to 714 code for a protein of 237 amino acids.
AUGUCGCCAGAAGAAAAGGAUGGAAUGGAGCAGCAGCAGCAGCAACAACAACAAGAGCCCAAUAAAUCAAUGUUAGAUUUGCCUGCGAAUGCGACAUCUAUUCGUGAAAAUAUUUCAGAUGGGUUUUCGUGCAAGAAUAAAAGCAACGGAUAUUAUGCCGAUCCGGAAAAUGAUUGUCAAAUUUUUCACGUAUGCCACAACGUGGACUACGGCAUGACGCGUCGAGGCAGAAAAAUGAUGGUUUACCGUUGGAGCUUCAUUUGUCCCGAAGAUACGGUGUUCGAUCAGAAUCAAUACACAUGUGUUCGCACGACAGAUUCAUCAAUUGAGUGUGCCGAUUCCCCCCAAUAUUACCCCGAGCCAGAUGCGUCACAAGAGGAAAACCAAAUGGAAUCGUCGUCACGUUCUCCCAUGCCUGCCAACCAACCAGCAACCUCGACAAGUAAAACGCUCCUUUCGCCUCCGCAAUUCCCAUACAACGGCAACGCUUACGAACAUCAGAAAAUUUUACAAAAAAUUCCGGCAGUUUUGGUACAACAAGCGAUUGAUGGAUUGAAUGACGAAACACGACUAAACGAAAAUCUGUCGGAAGACAAUCAGGCAGUCGUCGAGCAGUCGAACGAGCGCGUUGCAAAGCAACAACUGGGCCGAAAGACGUUCUUAUUCAAAGCAGAUGCUGAUGCGGCAAAAAAUGAACAGUUGACUGAAAGAUAA